AUGCUGGCUGGCUUCGCUUUCAACUUCCUCACCGCACCCAUGCCCAAGGACAAAGAGCCUUGCAUCUGGUUGGAGUUUUUCUACUUCUUCUGCGUGAGCACGGCCUUGGGUGCAGAGUUCGGGGUCAUCGUUAUUUCCAGCUACCUCUCAGUUUGGGCACCUUCGUUGGCCCUGCGCGGGAAGCGCGGUGCCGUGGAUCUGCACAAGGCAUGUGACACGCUGCGAGAUUACCAAGCGCUGGUCUUCUCGUGUUUCAUGUGCGGGUGGAUAGUGCAUUUCAUCGCUAGCAUCCUCCAGGUCUGGAUAUUCUACAAGAAGUCCAUUGCCACCUUCGUGUCUAUCCCGUUUUUGCUCUUCACGCUGGCCAUCAUCUGGUACCUCGUCGAUCUUCGGCAGAAGCUCAGCUUGGCAGAAACGGAGGUGGUCACGGGCAAGAUUUCCCACUUUCAGCCGUACGAACAGAUCGGGGAUUUGGACCACGGUUUGGCAGGAAGCGGGCAGCCAACCCGCGACCGGAACUCGGACGGACGUGCAGCGCUUCGUCGUCCCACUUUCUGCAACCAUGCUUACUUCGAGACAAGCCCUCACACUUCUUUAUCGGCGGUUGGGGAAAUGAGGGAGCUGCUCUUGCAUGUGUUCAGACACUCCCGUAGCCUCAUAGUCGUGUGCUUUACCCUGAAUCCAAGCCACGCUCAACCCACGAAGCACUCGCAAAGGCUGGCGGAAGCCGUGGAGCCUACUGCCGCGUCCAGCAGGCUGGAUCUGCUAAUGGCACUACAGAACGGUCAUCGAAUGCUUGUUACUACUUAA
Messenger RNA from Symbiodinium sp. CCMP2456, 810 nucleotides. NCBI's taxonomy places the organism in Eukaryota, Dinophyceae, Suessiales, Symbiodiniaceae. The record is from the annotation of a GenBank genome assembly.